AUAUCUGUGUCCAUAUUCUCACUUGUGUUAACUGCUGUUGAAACAUAUCAGCUGAUUGUGAACCCUCGGGGCUGGAAACGCAGUAUAGCUCACGCCUACUGGGGUAUCCCAUUGAUUUGGCUAUCUUCCCUUCUGUUGUCUAUUCCCUUCUUCCUGUCCUAUCACCUCACCCAUGAGCCCUUCCAAAACCUCUCUCUUCCCACUGACCUCUACACCCAGCAGGUGGCCUGUGUAGAGAACUGGCCCUCCAAAAUGAAUGGGCUCCUCUUUACCACCUCCCUGUUUAUGCUGCAAUAUUGUGUCCCUCUGAGCUUCACCCUCAUCUGCUACCUGAAGAUUGUUAUCUGCCUCGGCAGGAGAAAUGGGAAAGUAGACAAGAAGAGGGAAAGUGAGAGCUGGGUCAGGGAGAACAAGAGGAUCAACACGAUGUUGAUUUCUACUGUCGUAACCUUUGGGGUCUACUGGCUUCCCUUGAACAUCUUCAAGGUCAUCUUUGACUGGUAUCAUGAGUUCCUGAUGAGCUGCCACCAUGACCUGGUAUUUGUAUUUUUCCACUUGAUUGCUAUGGUUUCUACAUGUAUACAUCCUCUGUUUUAUGGCUUUCUCAACAAAAAUUUCCAGAAGGACCUGGUAUUGCUUAUUCACCACUGCUGGUGCUUUGCACCUCGGGAAAGAUAUCAAAAUACUGCCAUCUCCAGUAUGCACACAGAUGAACCCAAGGGACCAUUAAGAUUAGCUCAUACAUCAAGAAGUAUAUAA
Messenger RNA from Lipotes vexillifer (Yangtze River dolphin), 759 nucleotides. The record is from RefSeq and is a predicted model, not a curated record. NCBI's taxonomy places the organism in Eukaryota, Metazoa, Chordata, Mammalia, Artiodactyla, Lipotidae.